Sorex fumeus (smoky shrew) is the source of this 1515-nucleotide messenger RNA. It is a transcript of the gene TRIT1, whose product is annotated as tRNA isopentenyltransferase 1. The transcript is spliced from 11 exons. Gene Ontology annotation, biological process: tRNA modification. The record is from RefSeq and is a predicted model, not a curated record. Bases 2 to 1396 code for a protein of 464 amino acids. Gene Ontology annotation, molecular function: tRNA dimethylallyltransferase activity; ATP binding. Gene Ontology annotation, cellular component: mitochondrion. Lineage: Eukaryota; Metazoa; Chordata; Mammalia; Eulipotyphla; Soricidae.
GAUGGCGGCGGCAGCGGCGGCGCGAGCGGUUACCGUGGGCUCCGGGCUCCGGGGCCUGCCGCGGACGCUGCCCCUGGUCGUGGUUCUCGGGGCCACGGGCACCGGCAAAUCCACGCUGGCGCUGCAGCUGGGGCAGCGGCUCGGCGGCGAGAUCGUCAGCGCUGACUCCAUGCAGGUUUAUGAAGGUCUAGACAUCAUCACCAAUAAGGUUUCAGCCCAAGAGCAGAACCUGUGCCGGCACCAUAUGAUCAGCUUUGUGGAUCCUCUUGUGACAAAUUACACAGUGGUGGACUUCAGGAACAAGGCAGCUGCUUUGAUUGAAGACAUAUUUGCCCGAGACAAAAUUCCUAUUGUCGUGGGAGGAACAAAUUAUUACAUUGAGUCUCUGCUCUGGAAAGUCCUUGUCGACACUAAGCCUCGGGAGACGGGCGCCGAGAAAGUGAUUGACCGGAAAGUAGAGCUUGAAAAGGAGGAUAGUCACGUACUCUACAAACGCCUGAGUCAGGUGGAUCCAGAAAUGGCUGCAAAGCUGCACCCCCAUGAUAAGCGCAAAGUAGCCAGGAGCUUGCAAGUAUUUGAAGAAACGGGAAUUUCUCAUAGUGAGUUUCUUCAUCGCCAACAUGCAGAGGAAGGUGGCGGUCCUCUUGGAGGCCCUCUGAGGUUCCCUAACCCUUGCAUCCUCUGGCUUCAUGCUGACCAGAAAGUUUUAGAUGAGCGCCUGGAUAAAAGGGUGGAUCAGAUGCUUGCUGCUGGGCUUUUGGAUGAACUCAGAGAUUUCCACAGACGCUAUAAUCAGAAGAAAGUUGCAGAAAAUAGCCAGGACUAUCAACAUGGUAUCUUCCAGUCAAUUGGCUUCAAGGAAUUUCACGAGUACCUGAUCACUGAGGGAAAAUGCACACCAGAGACUAGUAACCAGCUCCUAAAGAAAGGCAUUGAGACUCUCAAACAAGUGACAAAGAGAUAUGCCAGGAAGCAGAACCAGUGGGUUAAAAAUCGGUUUUUGGCCAGACCUGGUUCCAAUGUUCCCCCGGUAUAUGGCUUAGAAGUUUCUGAUGCUUCGAAGUGGGAGGAGUCUGUUCUUGAACCUGCUCUUGAAAUUGUGCAAAGUUUUAUCCAGGGCCACAAGCCUGAAGCCACUCCGGUGAAGGUGUCAUGUACUGAAAUAGAGAACAAGAGAAGUCACCAUGUGUGUGAACUUUGUGAUCGAAUCAUUAUUGGGGACCGAGAGUGGGCAGCACAUAUAAAGUCCAAAUCUCACUUGCACCAGCAGAAGAAAAGAAGAAAACUGGACUCAGAUGUUAACACCAUAAAAACGAUUUCCCCGGACUGUAACAACGAGCAUAAGGAGAAGAGAUCCCCAGGGCUGAACGAUGAAGAGCUGGAAGCCAGUGUUUAAGAGACAGUUUGAGUGGCUAGGCAGUAUGGCUGGAUCUAGUUCAGGAAGGGAAAAUAAUUCCACCCUGAGUUCAGGGGUGGUGUCCCGAAGACUCCCACCAUUUCUUUUCUUUUUUUUUU